Cornus florida is the source of this 1730-nucleotide messenger RNA. Its product is annotated as 3-hydroxyisobutyryl-CoA hydrolase 1-like. NCBI's taxonomy places the organism in Eukaryota, Viridiplantae, Streptophyta, Magnoliopsida, Cornales, Cornaceae. The transcript is spliced from 14 exons. Bases 66 to 1217 code for a protein of 383 amino acids. Gene Ontology annotation, biological process: L-valine catabolic process. The record is from RefSeq and is a predicted model, not a curated record. Gene Ontology annotation, molecular function: 3-hydroxyisobutyryl-CoA hydrolase activity.
UUGUCUCUUCUUCUUCUUACUUCUUCAUAUUGACCAGAACCGAACUCCAAACUCGGGAAAGAACAAUGGCGUUUAUCAAUUCUAACAACUUUGAGACUGAUCAGGUUCUGGUAGAAGAGCACAUGUUUGUGAAAACAUUGAUAUUAAACAGGCCUAAGCAACUGAAUGCCCUUUCAUAUCAAAUGAUUUCUCGCUUAUUGGAACUCUUUCUUGCCUGGGAGGAGGAUUGUAAUGUCAAGAUAAUAAUUUUGAAGGGGAAAGGAAGGGCAUUUUGUGCUGGUGGUGAUGUUGCUGCUGUGGUUCGUGAUAUCAGUGAAGGUAAUUGGAGAUUAGGUGCAGAAUUUUUCUGGAAAGAAUUUAUCUUGAACUAUGUGAUGGCAACAUACAGAAAACCCCAGGUUUCAAUUCUUAAUGGAAUUGUCAUGGGAGGUGGGGCUGGCGCUUCAAUACAUGGUAGAUUUCGAGUUGCAACAGAGAAUUCGGCUUUUGCAAUGCCAGAAACAGCCUUGGGACUCUUCCCAGAUGUAGGCGCCUCUUAUUACUUUUCAAGACUCCCUGGAUUCUUUGGAGAAUAUUUGGGCCUUACAGGUUCUAGGUUGGAUGGCGCUGAAAUGCUUGCAUGCGGCCUUGCAACCCAUUUUGUUCCCUCAGCGAGAUUGUCUUUGUUAGAAGAAGCCCUUUGCAAGCUAGAUUCAAGUGAUCCGUUGGUUGUUUCUGCGGCCAUUGACCAAUUUUCUGAACAACCUCGUUUGAAAGAUAAAAGUGCCUAUCACCGGUUGGAGAUCAUUGACAAGUGUUUCUGUCGAAGGACGACUGAACAAAUUAUAUAUGCCCUUGAGAUGGAGGCUGUAAACAGGAUGGAUGAUUGGAUCUCUUCAACGAUUCGGUCACUGGAGAAAGCAUCCCCAACAAGUCUUAAGAUUUCUCUUAGAUCGAUCAGAGAAGGGAGGCUCCAGGGUGUGGGUCAGUGCCUUGUCCGUGAGUACAGAAUGGUUUGUCAUGUCAUGCGAGGAGAAGUCAGCAAGGAUUUCUUUGAGGGUUGCCGGGCCUUACUGCUGGAUAAGGAUAAAAACCCAAAGUGGAAACCUUCUAAACUAGAGUGUAUAAGUGAUGAUAUGGUCGACGGUUACUUCUCCAAGAUAGAUGAUGAAGGCUGGGAAGAUCUAAAACUCCCUCCCAGAUCAAACUUGCCCGUACAUGCCAUUGCGAAGCUCUAAGCAUAAUUUCAAGUGGCGUCAAAUUUCACCUCAUGGAUCUUAUCAACUGUAGCAGUUAAUUUAGUUUGCAAUGGCAUCAAAGUUUAGUUCACUGUAUCUUAUAGAACUGUAGUCAUAAAUUUAGUUUGUGAUAUGCCCUCUCGUGCUGUGAAACCAAAGUUGUUUUGGUUAGAGGAUGCGAUUUUCAUGUGGUACCGCAACAAAUAAUGAAGUGGAUAACCGGUGUACCUUUGUCCUAAUGAAUUUGGGUCUAAACUCCCAAACUCAAGUUCAAGGUUUGGAGACCGAUAGAGAAAGGAAAAAAUAAUGAGGUGGAUAGACAUUUUGUAAAAUAAACUGAAAUCAAAAUGGAAGAUGCAUGCAUACACAAUGCAUUACAAGUAGACAAUUUUAUUAUACAGUUCGGAUUGCUGUCUCUAUUAUUUUUGGUUGAAUGCCAAAAUUUGUAGGUGCUGCUGUUACUGUGGAAUCAUUUUUCAGAUUGCUUCUUAAAUAUAUUAAGUUUAGAUUGCA